This is a messenger RNA of Chaetomium strumarium, 808 nucleotides long. RefSeq lists its product as uncharacterized. The record is from RefSeq and is a predicted model, not a curated record. The transcript is spliced from 3 exons. NCBI's taxonomy places the organism in Eukaryota, Fungi, Ascomycota, Sordariomycetes, Sordariales, Chaetomiaceae. Bases 137 to 553 code for a protein of 138 amino acids.
GGAGCGACCCUUCCAAGUAUAAAAGGGGUGUGCUAUCCGCUCACGAAGGUGACUGACCCAAAGCCAUCAUCCCAACAAAAGCUGUCUUCUUCGUUUGCCAAUCACACUUCUCGCACAAUUCCACCUGCCACCCAACAUGCCCAUCAUUACAAUUGCUGAGAUCAUUGAGGUCAUGACCGUCGGCGGUAUCUUCGCAGGCACUAUCACGGAAUGGUGCAAAGAUCACCCUGGACCCGGCUGUGUCAACAAGCACCACCUCCUCAACAACCUUAGCGACGUCGGCCCUUGCAAUGUCCCCAUGUACAACUUUGACAUCUGCAACACCCAGCUCCACGAUCAGGCCAACAACGGAAACAAAGUCUGGACUUCGGUUCCCUUCCCUGGUGUGGCUAGGUUUGAAAAUGUUCCACCCGCGUGCAUGAACCUUGCCGUGGCCUUGACCGGCGCCUGCACGGCGGAUGGUCCUCGCCCGACCCCUUGCGGCUCGGCCUGCAUGGAGUACACCGGCCUCUCGGACGACCAGAUGCGCCAGCUCUCUAGCUACCUCAACUGAGGUGGCCAUUUCGACGGAAAGCACAUUGGAAAGUGUCUGAUGUCCAUGAGAAUGGGGCUUUCCAGAGUGAAUGUACAAUAUUUGUAUGGCUAUCAUCGGGCCUGGUCUUUUGGAGGCUCAAACGACCAACUCUGCUCUUCUUUCUCACUUUAUGUAUUAUGAUCGAUUGUGGAACAAUCUCCGCUUCCCAUCACUUGAGAUGUGUACCUACCUACAUAUAUCAUAGCGUAUGACAAACCAUCUCACUCACUCAAG